AUGACGAAAUAUUAUCCUUACGGUGUGUCACUUAGUAAAGGACAAUUGGAAAAGCUUUCGCGAGCUUACAAUAAUAAUUCUGCAAUAACAAUCAGACUUGCCAGAAAUGAGUUAUCCGGUCCACAUGAAUUAAUGCUCACAAAAACUCAGAUCAAUAAAUUGAGAAAAGCAAUGAGCCAGGGUACAGGGGCGGAUAUCAAAAUAUCAAAAAUACAAAUCAGAAAGGCCGUUAAACAGGGUGGUAGUUUGUGGGGAUCAUUAUUCAGAUUAGGAAGCAAGUUGCUACCUAUGGCCAUGCCUCUAGCCAAAAAAGCUAUUGCGCCGCUCGCCACAGGAGCAUUAUCGGGAUUAGCCGAUAUUCGGAAAAGGUCAACGAGGAGGUUUUCUUAUUCCGCAGGAUAAAAUAGCACAAUUGAUUGCAUACAAACAUUACUAUCAGCUGGACAGAAAAGCGAUAUUCUUAAGGCUCUCCAAACUGGCAGUGGAUUGGUUAUCAGACCAACAAAAACACAGCAGGGUGGGUUUUUAGGACCUCUACUAGCGAGUAUAGGAGUCCCUCUGUUACUAAAUGCAUUAACAGGAAAGGGUACUCAAGUCGAUAGUACUGGGUCACCUUCAAAUACAGUGUCAGUAUAUGUUCCCGAUACA
This is a messenger RNA of Porites evermanni, 648 nucleotides long. The record is from the annotation of a GenBank genome assembly. Lineage: Eukaryota; Metazoa; Cnidaria; Anthozoa; Scleractinia; Poritidae.